Molecule: messenger RNA, 858 nt
Organism: Copidosoma floridanum
Lineage: Eukaryota; Metazoa; Arthropoda; Insecta; Hymenoptera; Encyrtidae
Biological process (GO): regulation of transcription by RNA polymerase II
Cellular component (GO): nucleus
Molecular function (GO): DNA-binding transcription activator activity, RNA polymerase II-specific; RNA polymerase II cis-regulatory region sequence-specific DNA binding
Source: RefSeq, a predicted model, not a curated record
AUGCCGGCAAAAGAAUGCAUCGACAGGCCACGUUCCUUGUGCGAGUACUGCGGAAUAUUCAUCAAGUCGUGCUAUUACCUCGCCCAACACGUCAGCAGCGUACACACCAACGACCGGCCCCACAGAUGCGCGCACUGCCAUAAAUCUUUCACCCGAAAGGAGGUCCUUAGGAACCACGUGAACAGCGUACAUUCCGCCGAAAAGCCGUACAAGUGCGACAUUUGCGGCAAAACGUUUUCGUUGAAGCAUACGCUUUACGCCCACGUCAACGCGCACUUCAACAAGCACAUUCGUACUAGACAUGCCAACAACAAACCCCACAAAUGUACACUCUGUGAUGAAUCUUUUGAAUUUUAUCGACAAGACCAACUCAUGGAACACGUCCGUAGCGUACACAUUGGCGAUCGACCCCACAAAUGUACCGAGUGUGAAAAAUCUUUUUCUCGAAAGUAUGAUCUGGUCCAGCACAUGCGUCGUGUACACUGGGGCGAGCGACCCCACAAUUGUACUGAUUGUAAAAAAUCUUUUUUUCGAAAACAUCGUCUUAUCGAGCACUUGAAUAUCGUACACUCUACAGACAAGCGACUCCACGAUUACAACUGCACCCAAUGUAAACAUACUUUUUCUCGAAAAAAAUAUCAUCUUAUCAAACACCUUCGUAUUCAUAGCACUGAGAAGCCAUACGAAUGUGAUAUUUGCGACAAAUCCUUUAGAUUAAAAUCUAAUUUAAAAGCACAUUCUCGUAAACAUACUGGCUUGCGUCUGGUUCAGUGCGAUUAUUGCAGUGGUUGUUUUACUCACAAAGAUGAUUUGGAAAAGCAUAUUCGCUUGCAUACCGGUGAGGAAUCAUUUUUCUGA